Messenger RNA from Myripristis murdjan (pinecone soldierfish), 7953 nucleotides. RefSeq names its product monocarboxylate transporter 2. Gene Ontology annotation, molecular function: lactate transmembrane transporter activity. Bases 125 to 1570 code for a protein of 481 amino acids. Lineage: Eukaryota; Metazoa; Chordata; Actinopteri; Holocentriformes; Holocentridae. The transcript has 5 exons. The record is from RefSeq and is a predicted model, not a curated record. Gene Ontology annotation, cellular component: basolateral plasma membrane. Gene Ontology annotation, biological process: plasma membrane lactate transport.
GAGAGAGAGAGAGAGGUAAAACGCAUCUUCCUGCUACAAGGUCAGAGAGCCGGGCCGCCUGCAGGAGCCGCGCCGCCGCUUUAUCCUCAGAAAAGUGACCAGUGAGCGUUGAACCCGGCCCGUGAUGCCGCCGCCAGCCGCAGGUCCGCCCGCCGUGCCGCCCCCAGAUGGCGGCUGGGGCUGGGCCGUGGUGUUUGGGUCCUUCAUCUCCAUCGGCUUCUCGUACGCGUUCCCCAAGGCCAUCACCGUCUUCUUCAAGGACAUCCAGAAGAUCUUCGGCGCCUCCUACAGCCAGAUCGCCUGGAUCUCCUCCAUCAUGCUCGCCGUCAUGUACGCCGGCGGUCCCAUCAGCAGCAUCCUGGUCAACACGUACGGCUGCAGGCCCAUCAUGAUGAUGGGCGGCAUCUUGUGCUGCAUCGGCAUGGUCUCAGCCUCCUUCUGCAACGACGUGCUGCAGCUCUACAUCUGCAUCGGAGUUGUCGGCGGACUGGGUUUAGCCUUCAACCUCCAGCCGGCGCUCACAAUGAUUGGCAAAUAUUUCUACAAGAAACGUCCCAUCGCUAACGGUCUGGCGAUGGCGGGCAGCCCGGUCUUCCUCAGCACACUGGCUCCUCUCAACCAGUAUCUCUUCAAUACCUUCGGCUGGAGAGGCAGCUUCCUCAUCCUGGGCGGCCUGCUGCUGAACUGCUGCGUGGCCGGAUCCCUCAUGAGGCCUCUGGGGCCGCCGCCCGGCAAGGUCAAGAAGGACGAAGAGUUAUCCGCCGUCAGUACCACGAAGAAGGAGAAGGCCACUGCCUGGGAAACGAUCAACAAGUACCUGGACCUGUCGCUCUUCAAGCACCGCGGCUUCCUCAUCUACCUGUCAGGCAACGUCAUCAUGUUCCUGGGCUUCUUCGCUCCCAUCGUCUUCCUGGCAGCCUACGCCAAGGACAUGGGCGUGGACGAGUACUCGGCCGCCUUCCUGCUCUCCAUCCUGGCUUUCAUCGACAUGUUCGCCCGGCCCUCCAUGGGGCUGCUGGCUAACUCGCGCUGGGUCCGGCCCAGGAUCCAGUACUUCUUCAGCUUCGCGGUGCUCUACAACGGCGUGUGCCACAUCCUCUGCCCGCUGGUGGAGAGCUACAGCGGCCUGGUGGUGUACGCCGUCUUCUUCGGCUUCGCCUUCGGCAUGGUCAGCUCGGUGCUGUUCGAGACGCUGAUGGAUCUGGUCGGGGCGCAGAGGUUCUCCAGCGCUGUGGGACUCACCACCAUCGUGGAGUGCUGCCCAGUGCUCUUCGGUCCACCACUAGCAGGGAAACUAGUUGAUGUCACUAAAAGCUACAAAAGCAUGUAUUUUUGCUGUGGAGCCGUAGUGAUAUUUGCCAGUAUUUGGCUCUUCAUUGGAAACUUCAUCAACUACAGACUCUUGGACCGUGAGCGUAAGCGCGCAGAGCUGUACAAGCGGACUGAGACAGAAGAUCCUGACCAUGUGCAGGACCAGAAGGAGGCUGGCGGGGACGCCCAGGCCCCGGUGGAGCUUGUCGACAAAAGUCCGAAAAGCGAGGAGCCCAUGCAGCGGGAGACAAACAUCUAGAGCCUUCCGUCCUGCCAACAGCCCACCGUCACAGCACCACAACCCCCAACGCCCUCGUCUAUGAUCAAACUGAGCUCCAAGCCAAGAGGUGCCUCUCGGUGUGCCACCAGGCUCUAUCUGGGGUCCUCUGCACUUCUCUAACACUAACUGCCAAAGUAAAAACUGUGUUGUAGGAUGCUGUGUGGCGCAUCUGUCUUUGAAGUAGCAACAACUAUGACUGACACGGAAAUAUCAGCCAGGGAGAGAAAUGUGUAAGAUAUGCAUGUUUGGAGGACAAAGGAAUGAGUAAACGUCUUUGGAGAAAGAGUAGUACUACCUGUAUUUUCUCUCACAUUCAUGCCACGUUCACGUCAUAUCGUAUUUACUGCAAAUACCCGCUGGCAACUAGGGAAAGAACAUUGAAAUCCUCAUGGUAAUUACAUGUAGGACAAGAGCGGGACAAAUUCCAAAGUAACUUGUUAAAAAGACGACUGACCUUGCAGUUGCCAUCUCAGAUAUGGGCGUUCAAGUGUUAAACAUGUCAGCGCUUCCCAGUCGUAGCAACAUGACGAACGCCCAAUCCUCGUGUCCGCCUUUUCCGACAUGACGUGAACGCAGCAUCGGCUUGUGCCACUUUUCCUACCGCACCAGCAGCCUGAACUCACCUGUUCUCAACGAGGCCUGUGCAUCCACAGAUCUUGAACUCGCUGAGACACACUCAAGUCUGAAUGCAGUAGCUGCGUUCACCAGCAGGACGGCCUGGUGGUUAGAGAUCACUCUGGAACUUGGAGGCCACGGGUUUGAUGGUCACAGCAGCCGGAGUUUGAGGUGUUGUGUGACACGCUCUACCCUAACAACACGUUCACACUGCAAACAACUCGGUCCAUGUGUCAUAAUAUUCUGCCCAAUUAAGGCCUGAGGCUCUUUUUGGCACCUGUAUAUUGAUCUGCAGCUACAAAGCCACAAACAGGCAAAUUAUGUGAUUUUUGCUGCUUUGGGAUUAACAUUUUGAUGAGUUAACUUAACAAACAAAUGGUAAUCAGUUAGCAUGAAUCAAAAAAUAAAGAGGGAAAAGCUGAAUAAAAUGAGCUAACCAUUGAUCCCAGCAAUGGAUACCAACUGCUCACGAGAUGCUUUGCUUUUGAGACAAUCUUUACCGUCAGAAAUUGUAGAGAGCUGGGAAGCUUUAAAAGGCUGGAAUCUACUUCUCAUUUAUUUUGAUUCUUCUCAUGAGACUAAAUGGGUAAGAAGCACUGAAAUCUGACAGCCGGUGACCAUGCAGAUAGUAUCUCGGCCUCCAGGCUUGAUUAAGGUGCACACAUCGGCCAGAUUUCCGCGCUCGAUCAGCUUUGUGACAAACGAAUAGAUUUCCUGCGACUUGAUCGUGUUGUUUGCAGUGUGAACGUAGCGCUGGCUCUCUCAGUGGGUCGUGAGUGCCGGAUCCAUCUGGUGAUAUGCAUACGUACGCACGUGUGUCUCAAGGUGAUGUAUGAAGAGAAGCAAAUUUGUAAUUGUGUUGUGUUUAAUGUGGCGAUUGGGCACCCUAAAAUUCCAACUUCCAUAAAACAAAAAGAAAGAACAGAUGUGUUCACAGCUGGUGGCUUUGGUGCUCGUGUUUCAUGCUGCCCGUCUGAGCACUGUAAAUGUUGUGUGGUAAAACCUGCACAAAUGUCCCACUUUAGUACUUUAGAUCAAGUUAUAAAAUACUUCCUGUAGUUUAUCUACAUGCAUAUGCAUAUUGCACAUGGAAUUCAUGUAUGCUGCACUUGAAAAGAAAAGGCCAUACUUCACCCCGAACAUCUUUAUAAAACCGAUGCAAUUCAAUGAAUUUAAUUAUGGUUGAAUGUAAAUUUUUUUUCUUCUGUGGGCCUUAAUAAGGUAUUAAUGACCAAAAACCAUCUGCAAACGUGCAUAAUAGUGGUUUUUACUAAACAUAGAGCCCAUGAGCAAUAUAUUCUAUCUCUCAUUUUAAUGCAAGUAUACAGGGAAUAUAUUUCUAAGAAAAGCUGUGUGAUGCAUUGCCUUAAAUGUAAUGAAUGCAGGGGAGUUGUGCAGGUGAAUACUUGUUAGUAUUACAUGAAGCUGAUGAGCCUUUGUGUAAAAGGUGACCUGCUUUCCACGUGAUGUUUCUUUCAUUUUCACCACAGUAUUUACCUUUUAAAACCCAAACUCACAAGACGUCUUUGUAAACUGCAUUUUGUGCUGCCGUCUGUUUAUAUAGAAAUGUUAAUCGUACUAAUAAUAAGUCAUCUGUGUUCUGUACGGUGUCUCCACCAACUAAUUCAUUAACACACAACUUCCAUGUCAGUGCAUUUAACCAUUUAGAAGAAUACUACUGCAUAUUGAAGCUACUAACUAAGCAAUGUUGAGUAAUACUAUUUUCAACCAUAUUUUGUACACUCAAGUAGCACUUAACAUUUUUUAACAAUUUAACAAAUUUCAAUUUGAUUUUGUCAUGCACUAACCUAUCCAUUCCACGUGUUCAUUUUUCAAAAGUGAUCUUCUGUGUUGUAGAUCUCAAAAACAGACUGACAAACACCCCGACCCAUCCUGCGUUAGUUUCAGACCAAACGGGAUCGGAUGUUGGACUCAAACCUCCACCCAGAUCCCAAGUUAAAUUUAGCUGUUCAAAGCAAUCGCGAACAAGAAGCAAUAUUAUUGUAUCACUGCUGCUUAGGGCAAACACAGACUCUGACUGCACUCAGAACCGGGAAACAAACGGACGUGCGCCGCCGGGGCCGCAGGUCUCGACCAUCGUGACUGAACGUCUCUGCUCAGCGUGAGGAACCAGCUGCUGGACCACAGCCUGCAGACUCUUGGCUGAGCAUCGCUGCUGUUUACUGUGUUUCUGCUAAAUAAGGAUCUUCUGAAGUAUUUGUGACACGGUUAUUUUCCUAGCGUGUGAACGCACUUGCUCUGAUCUUGAAUUUGGACCGGGACUCGAUGUGAGUUCGGACUCAAACUGGACUCAUUGUUCAGUGUUCGCGACGAGCCUGCGAUGUGUGAAUAACCAGAAUUUGUCGUUUAAAUCCCCUCGUGUGUCGAGGUUAACGCUCUAAAAGCACUUAGUUCACUUGUUAGAUACUUUCCUAUCCAAUACUUUGUUGCCAUAAAAAAAUAUAUAAAUUAAAUAAAUGCAUGGAGUGUGCUGCUCAAGCUCAGACUCCCACGAUGCACUCAGCCCACCAGCAUUUCAUGCAGAUAGUAGAUAGUAUUUUUAUAGUUUGGAGCUCCUUGUAGUUUGGGUUUAAUUCUCUGAGGCUUUGACUGGCGACUUGUUAAUUUGUGGAAACAGGGACCACUUCCAGUCACCGAGGCCACGGCUCGACGUGCUCGCCGACUGUACGUGGUGAUUCUCCAAGAGGGAACGCAGCAGUCUGUACAAUCACCUCCUACCAAAUGACACUGCCCCCUGCUGGUUUCCAAACACCCAGACCAAAAUGUAAAAGCCAAGCCCCACCACCCCCACACACACACACUUUCACAGGGAGCGGACACCGAUCCUCUUUUGUAAAAUCUAAUGUUUCUCUCCAUCAAUCGGAGGAAAUUUAGUUUCUUUGCUGUUUUGUAUGAAGGUCGUCAAAGUCUGUAAAUGUGACUGAAGUGACUUGAUGCUGCUUGGAUGGAAAAUGAAUUCAUGCUUUUUUGGGGGGGUUUUAUCAUUUCACUUUAGUUCCUCUAUAUUCUGUUUGAGUAUAUAAAUAUAUGAUGAUUUCCACAACACUGUAAUGCUGUGAUGCUGAAGGGAAUACCAUUGAAUUUCAGUGUUCAGAUGUGGGUUUUUUUUGUUGUUUUUUUUGUACAAUCCCACUUUAAUAUGAAUCUAUGAGCGCUAUUUUCCCCUACAGCCGCAAACUAUAGAUGAGUUUCUGGCUUUUAUUCCUUGAAACUUUUUUUUCCCCAGGAAUGCAAAUACCUGAAAUUGAGCAGAGAGAGAGAGGAAUAAUUCCUCUUGAGGACGGAGCAGAAGCGCAGCAGCGGUUCAAAUUAAAUUUUUGAAAUCAAGACGUAAUCCCUUUUGAAUGUCCUGUGUUGAAAAUUUACUAAAACAUCUUUUCUUUGUUUUUUUCUUCUCAAUGUGUUUCAAAUCACCUGUAUCACUUGUUGAAACUGUACUGCACAUGCGUUGUAUUGUAACACCAACUUUGAGAUGACAUUUCAGUUUAUCUUGGCUCAAAAAUCAGCCGUGUUUUAUCUAACGACCAAAAAAAGAAAUGAUUAUUGUUUUUCCACGGUGAUGAUUGUAAUUAUUAUGAUAACCGUUUAUUUCAAAUCCAGAUAAAUGAGGGUUGAUUUGACAUGUGUACACCGUUAGCCUUAUCAGUUAUAUUAGCACCUCACUUGUAUUUUGUUUCUUUUUCGUUUCUUUCUCUGUGUGUACAUGUAGAGACAGUUUAUCAGUAGAUAUUAUUUUUUAGUUUGCUUUUAUUAUUAUUAUUAUUUUUUGACCAAAUAUACCACAGAGGUCAAAUUUCAAUGAGGAUGAAAUGCUGUACUUCUUUUCUCUCGUAUUAUCUCUGUAAACGCACAUCACUUUUGUCGCUCGAAAUAAGGAAAUAUUCAAGUGUUCACUUUGGGGGAAAGAUGUGGCUGAAAAUUAUGUUGUCAAUUACUGUAUGGCUUGAUGAUUAUUUUUUUUUUUUUUCCAGAUGUAUUGAACUGAUGAACAUGAGGGGUUUAAAUGUUGUUAAGGGCCCAGCAGAAACCGUAACCGUCGGCUAAUUUAAUUUUAGAUUACACUGUCGAGUAGCUGAUUACACGCGGACUUUUAGUACUUGAAUUGUCCAGUGAGGAACGUGGGAAUCAAGUCGACAAUUCUGGGUAGAAACUAGCAGCUGGUUAGCAGAAGUGACAGCAGAUCGCACUUUGAGUUGUACGAACUUUUCCCAGAGGCGGAAAUAAUCUCGUCAGUUGAGUUAAAUCUCGGUGCUCGGAGCCGAAGAACCAAAGCAUUUCUGGCAAAGUAACAUUAGACUGAAAAAGGUCAUAAGUAACAGGACAAAGGCAAUAUUCAUAUAUAUCAAUACAACUUGAAAAUGUUGACUCUAAGUGGAAACUAAAGUAGGCUAACAUUGUGUUUCUUCAAGCCUGUAUCAAAAUGCUAAAUUGUUAAUUUAGCAAAACAAUGUUAGUUAGUUUUUGGUUAAAAGUAUCAAUCAUUCAUUUAUUUAUGUUACAGUCGUCAUUUUCCAGUUAGUUCAAUGUUUUUUACCUCCUAGUCCAAUAAUAAAUCAGAUAUUGACGUGAAUAUUAGCCUACUUGUAGCAUUUGACAUAAAGGGGCAUUUCUUUGUCAAACUAGCCAUGAUACUAGCCUCUAGCUAGCUAGUCAAACUAGUUAGCAAACCUGCUGAUCUUCAGACAUCACAAACGAAUAACAAAUUGCCAUUUAUUUGUUUUUACUCAAAUUUGACUUGAGCUCCUUGCCAUUUAAGUUAGCCAAAUGCGCCAAAAAAAAAAGCGACUCUUUGGCUCCGCUCACCGACCCUAAACUCAACCGAGGAGAUUAUUUCCGCUUCCGAGAAACGUCUGUUCACCUAAAAUGCGAAUCUGUGAAAUGUCAGUAGACUCUGUGGCAGAAUAUUCACCAGAUGUCCCCUUUCUGAACGUUGAAAAAGAUUAGCGUGGUUUGCUGCUGGGAGGCUAAAGCUAACCUCAUCAGAUUAUUAUUAUUAUCACUUGAUGGUCGGUUGUUAAGCUACUGUGCCUUAUCGUGCUGUACCGGACAUGUAGAGAAGCUUUUGACUGUCGUGUCGAUGGCGUCGCGUUUGUUCACAAAUCUAAAUUUAACAGCAAUAUUUCAGUGACGUUUCCGUGUCGACUCCUGCCGCCUGUCUGUUUACAAAUCUCCUUUUUUCGCCAGUGUUUCGUCUCGUAAAAAAUAAUCACAUAAGGCAAAUUAAUGUGAAAUCCAUACCUGUCUGCUGUCGCUAACACAUCGAGCUCCCGUGGUCGUGUAAAAAGUAAAGCUAACAGAAACGCGCUCCGACGUAUUUUUGUGCUAAAUAUCUUGUGGUGCAACAUUUAGUCAGGGAAGCAAACGUCCCCACUGCGUUUCGGGGACUGUCUCGUCUCGUAAUUCGGACCCCGGGGUCCCGUCCCGUCCCAUCUCGUUGGCGUCCCGUCUCGUCUCGCUCGUCGUCGUCCCGUUAGCCCUCCCAGUAGCAGCCUCGCCGUAAAAACUCGCUCGCCAGCGGAGCUUAAACGGCGUCAAAUCAACUCUUCAGAUUGUGUCAGAUGUUCCAUGCACUACCUCUGCAGCCGUCAUGUCAGAGUGAGGAAGCACCACACGGGUAUAGAAAACUGAUUAUUACGUUUUGUUUUGUUUUUGUUUUUUUGUUUUUUUUUUGUAAUUCUAAUAUAAAUGAUAUCACAAUAGCUCAAUAAAGUAUAUAUCCAAACACA